AUGGAUCCAAGGAAGCUCAAUGCCAAGGGCAAAUGUCUCAGCCGGGGUUGCGGGGUACGCGCAAUUAGGGACCGCGACAUCGGCCCAGAGCAGGAGAAAGAACGUUGUUUAAAGAGCCUCUGCGAGUUGGCUUCGCCCCUCGUACACCUUCCAGAGGUCCGGGACCUUGUAGGUUGGGAACAAUUGGAUAUGAACUGCAAAGAUGAUGAUGAUGAUAAUAAUGACGAUGUUGAUAAUGAUGAUGAUGAUGAUGAUGAUGAUGACGAUGAAUUAUAA
Spodoptera exigua (beet armyworm) is the source of this 276-nucleotide messenger RNA. NCBI's taxonomy places the organism in Eukaryota, Metazoa, Arthropoda, Insecta, Lepidoptera, Noctuidae. The record is from the annotation of a GenBank genome assembly.